Molecule: messenger RNA, 1485 nt
Organism: Pseudoliparis swirei
Lineage: Eukaryota; Metazoa; Chordata; Actinopteri; Perciformes; Liparidae
Gene: snx15
Product: sorting nexin 15
Exons: 7
Coding region: 77-1240 (387 amino acids)
Molecular function (GO): phosphatidylinositol binding
Source: RefSeq, a predicted model, not a curated record
CGCUCAGUUGUGUUCUGUGCCACCGAAACACGCUGUUUUUUUUUUAUUUCUUUCCCCUCUGCCAGCUUGAACGGACAUGUCACGAAAACCCAAAGAUGAAUACUACCGUUUCUUUGCCGUCACCGACCCACGCACGCACGAGAAGGGAUACACCGAGUACAAAGUGACAGCAAGGUUUGUGUCCAAGCGUCAUCCGGAAGACGUGAAGGAGGUGGUCGCGUGGAGGAGGUUCUCCGAGCUGAAGAAGCUCCACGGGGAGUUGGCCUACACUCACAGGAACCUGUUCCGAAGACAGGAGGAGUUUCCGUCUUUUCCCCGUGCACAGCUGUUUGGCAGGUUCGAUGAGGCCGUGAUUGAAGAGAGGAGGAAUGCCACCGAGGCCAUGUUUCUGUUUACUACCACCAUACCUGCACUCUACAACAGUCCACAGCUCAAGGACUUCUUCAGAGGUGGCGAAGUCACAAGGCCUCUGGAGGCCACUCCUCUGUCCUCUGCCGGGCCUCUGCCUCCCCCUCUCAUCCCCCUCCCAAAGCGGAGGGACUCGGACUGUGAACCAGCAGAGGAGGAGGAGGAGGGAAGGGAGGCUCCCACCUUACCCCAGGACCUGGGCAUCAACCUGGGCUUAGAAGUGGGAGAACCGGAGGUGGCGGCCGAGGCUUACAGCGAGACGGGAGGCUCUCCGAGAGAAGAGCCAGAAGAAGAGGAGAUUAGCGACACAGAGCUGGAUGACAGAGUUCCAUCUCCUGACCAAUGCCCAGCCAGCAACCACCAAUCACGGGAGUCCCAGGAAGAAUUUGAUUUGCUGUUUGACUCAAUGGCAGAAGAGAAAGUCUCAUCCCCAAAAGAGGAAGGUCCACCUCCUCUGACUGAUAAUGACUUGGCUGUCUUUGAUCCCUGCUAUAAGCAAGAUAAAUCCAAUUCCUCCAGCGACCACUCCGAGUUGUUCUCACUGCCGCCGACCAGUCUGGACGGAGUGGACGUGGGUUACUUAAACCAGGCGGCCACUGAGCUAACGGCUGCCAUGGCGAGGGAGAAGGAGGGAGAGUUCAGUUCUGCCAUUCGUGGCUACAGGACGGCGGUGGACAUCCUGAUCACCGGCGUGCAGGGAGACCAAGAUCCGAUGCGCAGGGAAUCCGUGAUGAGGAGGACGGCCCAGUAUUUGAAGCACACGGAGAUGCUGGUCGACAUGCACUCCUCACCCACACACACUCACACGCCUACGCACACACAGGACCCGUAGACGCACAUGUUUAUAUGCAUUGUUCACACAGACAGCUCAAAGACAAAGAAGCUCAGGGUUGUGACACACACACACACACUCCUACUUUAGCGGCCUUUGCGUAGUGCAACUGUAAACUUUAAUGGAUCCUUCAUCUUUUUCUCUUGUUUGAUUCUUACCCUCCUUUUGAUAAUGUUUUCUUGUUAAAUACCAUUUGCACUUUGCACAAACAAUGUUCUGAUUAAUAAAUGAGAUUUUAAUUUAAA